AUGCAAGUGCAUGAUAUUCCCCUCGUGCGUCUCCACGCUGCCGUAGAACCCGCGGAUGCCCCCAUUCGCUUCCAUUCCCCUGGCAGGUAUACCUAUCUCGUCCUUCGGUCGCGCAGUCGGUACCGCCGAAGUGCAUCGCUCGUGGGGGCUUUGGCUCCCAAUUUCCAUCACAGGGACAUACUGACGGUCAAAAUGCAACCCCCACUCGCCGCGAGACCUCUGCUAUGGUCGCAGCUCGAGUACGUGGCUUCGCACGAACUGUUUGAAGUCCGAGGGCAGCAAGACUGGCCGGUAUCCGCGGUACAGAUCGUUAUCCGAGCCAACUCCAAGAAAGCCAUCAGCAAGUGGAACACCAUGAACUCGCUGAUCUUUCCUGCUGCCUCUCGCGGUCCAUCUCAAUAUACACCACACCCCGGUUCCCAUACGCCAUACCAUUCUCUAUCCACCAGCGCAAUCAAAACGCAUCAGACUAGUCCCGAUGAUGUCGAUUUAGGGUUCGUAUUCGAACCCUAUGACUUACGAGCUUUGCUCGCUGGUACACGAGAUGUCUUGUUCCCGCGUGUGAGGGAAGUACUGGGAUCUGACCUGGCAUCUCGCCUUGUAUAUCUCCUGCGAGCCUUGCUCCGGAGUGACUUCAACCCUGUCGUCAACGGGAGGUUGCAUAUGGUACGGCGAUGCGCGGGUUGUGCUAUGGCCAUCGUUAGAACCGUCUUCCCCCUGAUACUUUGUACAGUACUUGCGGGCCGAUAUGUGAAAACCCAUGACAAGCUGCACCUUUCCGCGAGCAAGCACUCAUUGAUAACAAUUUAUCAAGCCAGGGCGCUUAUGAUAUGCUGGCUGUUUUGGGGGCAAGAUCCCCCGUCUUCGGGACUCGGAACCUCCAGGUUGCGGAUACGGAUUCCGGCUUACAGUCACGGACCGGCUGGAUAA
This is a messenger RNA of Neurospora hispaniola, 930 nucleotides long. RefSeq lists its product as uncharacterized. Bases 1 to 930 code for a protein of 309 amino acids. NCBI's taxonomy places the organism in Eukaryota, Fungi, Ascomycota, Sordariomycetes, Sordariales, Sordariaceae. The record is from RefSeq and is a predicted model, not a curated record. The transcript has 6 exons.